Molecule: messenger RNA, 261 nt
Organism: Fusarium venenatum
Lineage: Eukaryota; Fungi; Ascomycota; Sordariomycetes; Hypocreales; Nectriaceae
Source: RefSeq, a predicted model, not a curated record
AUGAACUCUCUUCAUGGUUCUGCUUCACGUCGAGACAAGACUUCCUCAGAUUUAACCAAGGAUGACAAGCCUGUUGUCGACAAGGACCGAUCGUCGCCAUUGCUCGACUGGUUGAACCAGAACGAAGGAGAUGACCCAUGGCAUGGGUUUACUGCCGUCUCUACCGAAGGCCCACGGGGACGAUCGCAAGACGGCCCGGCCAAGGACAAAACAAAUGCAUGGAGUACCCAAGCUGAAGUCGGAUCUGAUAGGGGAGAGUGA